AUGACCCACCUCCCAACGUUAAAGACAAAAACCAGAAGAAAAAGAAAGGAGAGAAGACGGUUUUGUGAGUCAAACGGAGUUGGUUUCCUAGACAACGGAGAGAUGGAAAGUCCAAGUGAACCACAACACAAAGAACACAAAGAAUUCACCAGCAAGCUUCUUUUUCCUGAUCUCAGUGAAAACAGCUGGAACUUCAGUCUGGAUCCUCAGCUUUUUAAAGUGGAUAUCUGCGACCUUCUCCUAAAUGCAGUUGAUGAACAGCUUGACAAACUCCAGAUUCAGCAUCCAAAGAAAGAUGCAGUUUCCAGUAAACAGUAUUGGAACAGUGAAGUUAAUCUGAGGAGGAGUAAGUCUUUGAGCAAAAACAUGGACCUGGGGUAUCCAGCAUCAAGUGAAACUCCCAUGUCUUGUUUUAACUUGAUGCAUUCUUCAGUGAUGGAGGAAAAGCCUGGUAAAUAUGGCUUCUGGGAGGGUCCUGAUUCCCACGUGGAGACCCAAAAUACUCUGAGUAGAAAAAGGAAUGACAAAGAGGAGAAUGAGUGUCAUAGGGAAAAAACCAUCUGGAGGCUGGAGAGGCUGCUUGGAGACGUCUGUGGGCAAGGAGACACAGGCCCUCCUUCAGCGAGUAUCUGCACUGAGGACUUUGUCAGUCGAUUCAAGGAAGAAAUGGUGGAUCUGACUCUGCCUGACGGGGGUCAGCAACGAGGAAGCAACAAAAAGGUUAAGAGAAAUCAAAUCUGUGAUGCUGAGGAACUUGUAAAUUCACUGAAUGAAGCAGGAACAGCGCUCUACUACCGCCCAAGCCAACUUGGUCUGAGAAAGUCAUGUGCUUAUGAGGCCUGUGUAGCAGACAUAACGCAAGUCAGCGAUGAAAAAGACAGCAGAAGUGCACACAACCCUGGAGAUGGUGACACUGGACGCUGCUCUGUCAUCAAGUCCGUCCCAAACCUGGAUGAUCAAAGUAACAAUCAGUGGAACACUGAAACGUCCACGCCGACGAGAAGUGAACCUAACUCUGCUUUAGAGAGAACUUGUUUCCAUCAUCGUAUCCAAAACAGAAGUUCUGCAGUUCUCUCUGGAAGGAGAGAAUCUUGGGGACAUGUGAGCUCAUUUCCUGAUCAAAUGAGCGAUGGAGACAUCUGCAGAGGGACCCCCUGCUCACAUGCCGAGCAAAUGACAGCAGAGACUCCAUGCAUGCACAAGGAGAAGAGAACUCUGGAGAGUUUUUUGGAGGAACAGUCUGUUAGAUGCGAAAUACAGGAGUUGCAAAAGCAGAGUGACUCAACUGGCCUGCAUUGCUGUAAACAGACGUGGAAAAAUGGAUCCUGUAUUAUCAAGGUCAAAAAAGAUGAACUGAAGAGGGAGCCACAGCCCCUGACCAGGCAGCAGAACAAAGAGCUCACAGAUCAGGGAGGGCUGUCGAUGAGUCAGAGGACGGCGAUGCAUCUUGACCAGGACGCCCCAUUGGCACUAAAAGAGAGCGAUAGGCUCCAAGCAUUGCUAGAGGAACUGGAGAACCGUAAGCGAUGCAAAGAGGAGCUGGGGCGACAGCUGGGAGCAGAAUGCCAGCGUCUGAACCUCUUUUUAGAGCAAAGUGGAGUCAAACAGCAAGGAGGUCUACCUCAGAGCCUUACAGUAACUGAAGCUCUGACACACCUGAGAACGCUUGGAGAGCAGCUGAGGCUUUUUGUUGGUCGUCUUCAGAAGGAGCUGGAGUCACAAAAACAAGUUUGUGAGGCGCUGAAAAAAGAGAAGGAGACAGAACUGAGCAUCCAAAGGCAGCAGCUGUGGACCAUGAAAGACCAAGCCUUGACCUCUCUGAGGGAGCGUCUCAUUAAGGAGCACAUGGAGGAGCUGUGCAGUCUGAAAUGCACCUGCAUGGACAAAGAGUGGGAAGGAGAGGCGGCAUCUCUCCACAGACAACUGCAGGCCAAAGACAUGGAGCUCAGACACAUCCAGAGGAACAUGGAUCAGUGGAAAGAACAAACUGCUACUCGGCUGGCGUCCACGUUUGAAGAGGCCUUGAUAGAUGAACUGGAAAGGUGCAAAAACCGCCUGAAAAGGAACAGAAAAGCAUCAAAUACUCAGGUUGUGGGUUCUGAUGAGGACAUACUGGGUCUAAAGACGGCUGUUUGUACUUCCAGCCUUCACGCACCGGACUCCUCCUCCUCCUCCUCCUCCUCCAUCUUCUUCCCUUCAGACUUGGCUCCAUUUCCUCCAGAGAAGAGUGAAGCAGCUCCGUGUGGAAAACCUCACGCGGCGCUCACCCUCUCCAGAAACCAGAUCUUGUGAACUGUGAGGACCCCGUGUGCAUUUACCCAACCUCAUCACGCAGUGCCAGUGCCAUGGCGGGAACCAUGUUCUGUCAGCACUCCCUCGAGUGAAAAACCUUCAUCCAGUCAUCUCAGGUCCUCCAGAUUUGAGGAAGUUGGCGUUUUUCUGCUCUGGACAUGACUCAUUCAUCGUUAAACAUGCAGGUCACGGUGACAGAAGACAUGAUAGGGUCAUUGAGGUCAUUUUUAUCUGUGCUGACACUAAACAUUUUAUAGCCUUUAGGUAACUGAACGAGUGAUGAAACAACAGUUCUGUGAGGACUAGCAUCAUGUGACUUAUGGCUUCAUAAAACAAAAGUGCAUAAUCUGAUUCAUUUUACUGAGGUCUGUUGUUGGUCGAAUUCAACAUUAAGAUAAAGAAAAUGUCUCUAUGGAAGGACAA
Oryzias latipes (Japanese medaka) is the source of this 2715-nucleotide messenger RNA. RefSeq lists its product as uncharacterized. The record is from RefSeq and is a predicted model, not a curated record. Lineage: Eukaryota; Metazoa; Chordata; Actinopteri; Beloniformes; Adrianichthyidae.